This is a messenger RNA of Aphanomyces astaci, 21422 nucleotides long. RefSeq lists its product as hypothetical. The transcript is spliced from 35 exons. Lineage: Eukaryota; Oomycota; Saprolegniomycetes; Saprolegniales; Verrucalvaceae. Gene Ontology annotation, molecular function: protein binding. The coding region runs from base 1 to 21315 and encodes 7104 amino acids. Gene Ontology annotation, cellular component: membrane. The record is from RefSeq and is a predicted model, not a curated record. Gene Ontology annotation, biological process: cell communication.
AUGGGAUUGCUCCGUUGUAUUCUCCGCCCGCUAUGCGUCCUCAUGUUGUUGGCGUCGUACCUUGCAUGUAUUUGCGUCGCUGGCAGCAUUGCAGACAGCGCGGGGUUGCCGUCACCGCCAGGUGAACCACCGACAUCCAUCGAUUCGAUCAUUGUGAGCAGGUCGUUGCUAUCGAAUGCGACGUCCUUGAACUACUCAGACUCCACCCAAUUUUCCUCGGCCACUCAAAUGGCACUCGUGCGUCGCACCGGCAGUUUGAUCCACUUUCACUGGUUCCAACCGUUGACGACAACCCAUACACUCUACGCAAAUGGCAACAUCGUGGGAUUCGUCCCUGCAUAUCAAAACGAGUUUAAGCUUGGGGGGUUGGUAGCCGACGCGGUGUACUUUCUCGUUCUGGCCGAUCCAAGUGGGUCAAGCGGGGAUGACGCUCAGAUUCUCACCGCGUCGACAACAGAACCAGACGCACCGGACCCUCCGACGUCCCUUGAAGCAGCUACAGUGUCGGCAGGAUAUGCCGUCAUCUCGAUGGACUUGCCCUUGAACACUGGCGGAGUGCCAUUGACAACAUCGUUAAAUUGCUCCGUCAAGCACAACUUUGAUGAAUUCUACGUCGGUACUACCUACAGCAUCACCGAAGAUGAUGGCGACUUCUCCACCCUCGCUCAAAUCAAUGGACUUGAUGCCUCGACGAUGUACUUUCUGUCGUGCGCCGUGCAAAACGAGGCUGGCUAUUCGAGCACGCAAAGCGCGUCCAACAUUGCGUUCACCACGACCGCCGUGACACAGCCCAGCCGAUGCGACGCCCCUCAAGUCCAGAACAUCACCGGGGGCUCGAUCACAUUAACGUUUACACCUCCUGCAGACACAGGAGGGUCUCGUAUCCUCAGCUAUCGCUUGUUCGCGGCCGUGAACGACUCCCCGUUGUUUGACGAAAUUGCUGUCACGUACGAUCCCGUGCUCACGUUGUACCAGCUCGAGGACGGCCACCCGUUCACCUCCAACACCACCUACUCAUUUCGCGUCGUGGCGGAGAAUUGGGCGGGAUUGUGCUACCCCCCGGGCGAUACAUCGUUUCUCAGCGACUCGUUAGUCGUGACGUUCCCAGAGCCGUCCUUUCCCCCGGAGAUCCUGCCGCCAUACGUGACCCAGGCCGGCGCGUCCACGCUGUCUCUGCAAGUCGUGCUUGCGGACGACAUGUACGGUAUUGCACAUGUCUGGGGGUACGUCGUGCAGUGGAAACCUACGGAUGGCUCGCUUUGGAACGCCGUCUACACCCCUGCGGACGAUUUCAACUCGUUUCGGUUUGUCCUAACCCGCCUCAACGCGUCGAUGUCGUAUCACGUGCGCACGAUCCUGUCCACAAACUUGGGAUAUUCGUCGUUUAGCUCAAUCGUGGUCGCCACCACCACCCCAGGGGCAAGUCCAGACGCGCCUCAAGAUGUGACAGUGACGCAGACAGGGGCCACGUUUGCCUACAUGGACUGGGUUGUUCCCGCCGACACCGGAGGAGGGCGCCUUGACGGGUUCAAACUGUACGUGGUGCCGACUUCGUUUUGGACGUCCAACGACACAACGACCUCCUUCAAACCAUCGGAAAUUAUGCGCUUGGAUACAUCGGAAGGGAUGGUGCACACUGAAAUCACAAGUCUCGCCCCCGACACCAGCUACAACGGGUCGAUUGUCGUGCGGAAUGAGUUUGGAUUGUAUUCGACAGUCGUGUGGUCGUUUGCAUUUUCCACGACCAGUGCCAGCACGCCGUCGACCCCUCAACGCUUUUUCGCGUUUGAAACCACCGGCGGAAUGCUGCAUUUCACAUGGAGCACACCUAUCAAUGAGGGAGGGGCCGGCAAGGUCACGUACGUUGUCGAGUGCGACGGGAUGGAUGGCGAUGGAGCGACACCGUACGUGCUGUGCUCCAACUCGACCACUUCGUGCAAGGCGGUUGGAUUGAUGGCCAGCACUGCGUAUAUCGUGUCGGUUCGAGCGCAGAACCGCCUCGGGUCAAGCGACCCCACGACUCUGCAACAAUUUACCACCACAUCCCAAACACCACCGUCGUCUGUACGGAAUUUAACGUCGCCCGUCGUCACGAGUGGUUUGGUGCAGUUGCAAUGGACGAUGCCUCAAGAUCUUGGCGGGGUGACCACGGUCGAGUACAUCAUCGAACGGAAUGGCAUCUACGUUGGCACAGCUUACAACACGACGACGUUCGCGGAUUGCACCAACGUUAUCGCAGGACAAACGUAUUCGUACGCAGUGGUUCCUGCAAGCGCAGCGGGGCGAGGACAAGCCGCGGUGAUCAGAGUUCGGAUGGGCAUUGUGCAGCCCCCUGGAGCCCCAACGGCAGUACUCGUCUUGGCCAAGGCACGAUCAGUGGUGGUCUUGUUUCAGCCGUCGUGCGAUACGGGAGGUUCGACGGACGUGCAAGGCUUCUACUCGUGGGAGGCAGUGCCAACGUUGACUUCCGUUGGCCCCCCGAAUUCAGUGGUGGCGACCAAAGCGGCGAAUUUCACGUUGAACGGUCUCGAUCCUGGGCGUCGGUACCGCCUCUUGGUGUGGGCGACAAGUGUGGGCGGAACUAGCCCCACGUUUUCCUUGGACGUGAUUACCCACAACGGCAUCCCGACAUCGGCAGGCGAGCUAUCACUGAACAUGGCGUCCAGCACGGAUCUGGAUGUGAUCGUGUCGCCGCCACCGAACUUUCCCGACGACGUCGUGCUGAGUUUGGUGUUGAAGAUCACAAAUAUGGCCAACGGGACGGUGUCGUGGAAGGUGCUCGACAACACGACCUUGAGCCCAAGUCACCUACGCCUGUUUGGGUUGAACCCUGCGACGGAGUAUUCGUUACAACUGACGGCCCAGAGCAAUCUCGGCACCAGCGCCCCCACCACCACAGUCAUGUCUACACUACCAUCCCAACCAGGCUACGUAUCAUUGCAAGACACGUCGCUGUCGAUUCUGAACGGGUCGUCCAACGUGAUGCUAUGGCUGAAUCGAUGCAACGGUUCGCAAGGAACAAUCGUCGUGUCGCUGGAAUUUGCCACCACUCCUGCAAUGUACCCCAGUUGCUCGUGCGCCGACAGUUGUGUGUGUGACUUUACAUCCGUGGCGCCAAAAACAACGCCAUUGCCUCCGAGCGUUGUAUUUUCCCCUUCCAGCCCAGCCAAAUCGGUCCUCCUGCGAACGUGGAACAGCGCCGUGGUGGACCAAGUCCCGCAUGUCUUGCGCAUGACGCUGACUUCAAAUAGCAGCACUGCUGGGCCCAACAACUCGUGUCUUGUGCUUUUGUACGGGAACCCAGGCUCGAUAUCUGCCGUGAUGCCAAAUUACACUGCCGUGGACACGACCGGAACGUUUUACAUCCCGUUGGUGCGACGCAAUGGCUCGAGUGGAAACGUUAUGGUGACACUCUCGGAUGUUGUGCGUAUCAUGGAUACUACGGACCCAUCUAGUGGCGACGACAACGAGAGUCUACCAUUUAAUGCAUGGAACACAUCAAUUAUCCUGGCACCUCGCCAAGUGAACGGGUCGUUUGGGCUAUUCAACAUCGUGCCCAGUGUGACCUACACACCCUUUGGACGACAAUAUGUGCUGACCUUUGACACGAAUGCUACCUUGGAGCAAUCACGAAGAUUCCAAGUGACAUUGCUGUUGACGGACGACCCGACGGUCCUGAAACUUCCUCUACCUAUCAUCCGCAAUGAGAUUACGUUACAACGUGCAACGGGGACCAUGUUGUCACUCACGUGGCCACGUCCGACCUACCCCGUCCUUGCCACGUAUAAGUUCACUGCAGAAAUCUCUGGACCGUACCAAUCAACCAUGGUGGACCCACGCCAAAUGAACUGGUCGUCGAUAGAAGUGUCCGAGGGUGAGGACGUGCCGCCCGAAGCGGCAUUUUUCAAUUUGGUGCCUCAAUCGGUGUACUUUGUUCGAGUCGCGCCAGUAAACGACGCGUACGUUGGCCCCACCACCACCGCCCACGCCUUUUGGACCACAACGCCCGGCCCAGCCAGCCAGCCUCUUGGUCUGACCAUAUCUCGAAUCACUGGGGGCUCCAUGGCCGUCGCGUGGCGGGCGCCGAUGGACACGAGUGGACUGGCGAUUGAAAGCUACGUGAUCAACGUGUAUGUAAAUGCGUCGUCGUUGAUUCGGUCUGCAACGACUAGCGCCACGUCGUACGUCGUUUCAAACCUCGUCGCGUCCACACUGUACACGGUCUUGGUUGGAGCCAACACCAAGUUUCCAGCCGUGUCGUUUGCGUCGGCGGCUAAUCGAACUGUCGUGGGCGGCACGGUCCCCGCAGCCCCGUUCCCUGCACAGGUGCAACAAGUGACUGGCGGUUCCUUGACCCUGUUGAUCGCUCCCUCGGACGACACGGGGGGCUAUGCUAUCACAAAAUACACGCUCUACAUCAGCCCCGCGGGCAAGAACGAUUUCACCAUCGCGUGCAGCUCCGGAAGUACGUCGUGCACGGUGAAUCGCCUGGCCCAGACAACCGAUUACGACGUUGUGACGACCACAACCAACCGAGUGGGGACAAGUGGAUUAGGUCCAGUCGCCCGGUUUCGAACGACGACACUGACAGUUCCCAGCUCGCCGCUGAACCUUCAACUGGUUGGUGCUACAGCAACCACCGUGUGGCUGAAAUGGACAGCCCCGCAAGACUUCGGCGGGUCUGUCGCUUUGGUUGGAUACCAAAUUCGCAUGCAAACGUACAUUGCGGAGUUGAACACGUGGACGCCGUUUGAACUCGCAUCUACAUUACUGCCCCUGGAUGGGCUCUCGACGCAAGGCAAGGUCGUCAACCUCACAAGCCAAACGCUAUACUCCUUUGCACUUGUUGCUAUGAAUCCUAUCAGCACGUGCACGGCAGCUGACAACUACGUCCCAUCUGGACCAGUCACAGUCCAAACCUCUGCACCAGGCAAACCUCAGCCGCCCACCGACGUAGUUCUUGUGGGGACGUCGGGAGGGUCGAUCUCACUCACGUGGAGCCCUCCAUUAGACGAUGGCGGCAUGCGCAUUACAGCCUAUGCUGUGUAUGCACCAGGGUUGGGUCGUCUGGCAACUGUCAACGACACGCUAUUCAUGAAGUUUGGUCUCCAAGCCAACACGACGUACUCGUAUUGGGUCACUGCCAUCACGAGCCAAGGCGAAAGCGUGCCCAGUGGCAAUGCUUCGGGCACGACCACAUCAAUAUCGGCUCCGUCUGCGCCUUUGAGAUUUGUUCAAGUGGGUGCUGCAGGUGGCCAAGUUGUGCUGAAUUGGGACCCGCCGGUUGACGACGGUGGCGCCGCUGUGUUUGGCUACAACUUGUACAGAGACGGAGCCUUGUUGAGCAGUCUUCCAUCGACGACCUCGUACACGGACAGCAAUGGCCUUCACACAAAUCAAACGUAUAUGUACGGGAUCGCUGCUCUGAAUCCACUUAGUGAGGGCGACCCGACUACGCUAACUGCGUUCACAGACACCACGCCUGGCACCCCUCAGGCCCCGCUUCUCACCAUAACCGGGCGAACGGGUGGCAUGGUGUCUGUCCUGACGACGUUGCCUACCGAUAUGGGAGGUGCGCCGCUCGAGAGUCUCCAACUGCAGCUUUUCGACACCGAGUCUCAUCUCCUCCAACAACUCACGUCGGAAGAAUCGUUGGAGUUGUCGUUUUAUGGACUGGCCAGUGCCACAGUGUACAACAUCCAAGGGCAAGUGGUGGUCACAGGGGGCGGCUCCAGUAAUGGAACCAUGAUACAAUUCAUGACGACCAAUACGACCGUGCCAAUGGCGCCGCCAACUCCCAUCUUAUGGAGCGCUAAUGGCGGAAACAUCCAGUUUUUGUUGACUCAGCCGAUGGACCGAGGUGGUGAAACGUGUUUGCUAAUCUUGAGUCACAUCUCCCUUGCAACGAACGAGUUUGAGCGACUUCCAUUCCAAGUGUCCACGUCCGACGUUGUGACUGUCAAAGGCCUUGAUGCCACUACGACACACCAAUUUUGGGCCACGGCGGUCAACUCGGCGGGCGAAAGCUCCAGCUCCCCCACAAUGUACGCGUCCACGAUAGAGAUGUCCGUCCCCGAACAAGUGGGAGGCGCGAUUCUCGUGACCGGUACAACGUACCGCAGCGUAAGUAUUUCGUGGAAUGAAGUCGUCGAUACUGGGGGGGACGAUACCGCGAACGUUCUGUACAACGUGUCUAUUUCGUCGUCCAAGGGAGGGACACGCUAUGUAUCGACAUCUUGGGCGAGUUUAAGCAUUGGCAACUUGACGGCUCAAACCACGUAUACCCUCCAAGUGCAGGCGAUCAAUUCAAUUGGUUGUGGGGUAUGGAGCAGCCCAAGCACAGCCACGACCGACUAUGCCGUUCCUGGCGUCCUUCAGUUCGUCUCGCAGACCGUGCAAGUGUUUGAAAACAUGACCACGGUCACAUUGAGCGUUGGGAGAACGUCUGGUACUGCUAAUACCGUAUUGUGUGCUUUUACAGCUUCGAGUGGGACGGCCACGACGCCCACCAACUACAUUCUGCCCGACUUGAACUCGUUGGAGUUCGUGGACGGUGUGACAAGCCAGACAAUUACGGUUCAGAUUGUCAACAAUGAUGUCGUGGACCCACCACGAUACUUUGACGUGACGUUGUCGUCCAUAUUGUCGGAAACAGGCUCGCUCGGGUCGAACAAAACGUGCCGGGUGGUAAUUCUCGACGAAGGCGACGCGGGCCAGAUCUGGUUUUCCGAUGUGUCGUAUACAAUUCUGGAAAGCCAAGCCACCGCCUUGCUGACCCUGCGUCGGUCGAUGAAUUACACCAGCGGGACUGUGUCCAUCCAACCAAAGUUUCGACAAGCCCAGACCGCAGUGACGUUCUCAUCCCCAACAGUCAUCUUUGAUGGCGGACAGACCACCGCAACGCUAACCCUUGCCAUCCGCCGAGACGGGCAAUACAAUUAUCCGUAUCGGACAGCUACGAUCGACCUAUCGAUUGCCCCUGAAAGCGCAGGCGACAUUGGGUAUCCAGACACGGCGACCGUGUACAUUGUAGACGACGUCGACGUAGCCCCCCCUGACGAUCUCGGUUAUGUGCCCGUGCAAUUAGACACGUCUGGUGGACGUAUGGUCAUUCAAGUGCCACCGCCACGACACGUUGGUGGGCUCAAUCAGUCGGUGGUGUCGUACAGGACCAAUAUGACCGAUUCAAGUGGGCGUUUGGUGUCCAUCCAAAGCCAAAAUAGCUCGGUGUUUACGUUUGUUGGGUUGAAUUUUUCCACGCGAUAUACCUUUGCCAGUUCUGUGACCAACCGUGCAGGAUUGGUCUCGAAUGGAAGUGGUCCUGUGAGCUGGACCACGGGCCCCAUGUCCCUGCCAUCCUCUCCGACCAAUAUCCGUGUUGUUGGAGCAACAGGUGGAUCAAUUGACGUGUGCUGGGGAGGACCUCUCGAUGCUGGCGGAAUUCCCAUCUCGGGGUAUCAAAUUCAAUAUGCUGACUCUGUUGUGUACAACAACACAGCGCUGUGCGCUCAUCUGUCCAACCUUGCCUUGCAGGCCAACACCACAUAUCCGUUCAGCUUUUCAGCGAUCAACUUGGUCGGAGUGGGUGUUCCUGUGAUCGCAAUGCUGUCCACGGCAAUAAAUGCAUCGCUACCCAACGAACUAGGCUCACCGACAAGUGUGGUUCAAGUUGGAGGGGACUCCUUGAUGAUACAGUUACCGCUUCCUGCUGAUACAGGCGGGACGGACGUGCUGCGGUACUUGAUAUACAUCAACACGACCAACUCGUCCGACCAAACAACGACCACAACGGUAUUUACAGAGUUCGCGAUCAACACCACGAGGCGCAUUGUGUUGCCUCGAUUGACGGCGGAAACUACUUAUGCAGUCAGAUACACGGCGUGGAACAAACUGGGCGGCAGCAACGUUAGCGGCACAUUCAUGUAUAUCACUGGUCCGGCCACCAUUCCUUCCGAGCCGACCAACCUUCGACUGGAUCGCUCGUUGAACUCGACUGGGGCGUGCAUCCCCCUUCGUUGGGACCCGCCCACGUCGAAUGGCGGCAUUCCGCUCGCCGAAUAUCACCUUUACGUGGCGAAAUCACCCACCAAUGGAAAUGCGAUGCAAACCAACCUCACGUUCACCGAAGUGUACGUUGGUCCGGCCUCUGUCACAUCGACCAUCGCGUGUGGGUUCGACCAGCGAAGCUCGUACGUGUUCAAGGCAGUCGCGUUCAAUUCCAAGUCGUUUUGCUUUGGAAGCGCCAGUGACAUGCCGUUCAGUCCGGUGCUGGUUGCGUCAACGACGAAUGCGAGUGUGCCGUCUCGUCCAGACACCCCUCAAGUUGUGUCGUCCACGGGAGGCAUGGUCACGUUGGCGUGGUCCGUCCCCAAGGACAGCGGCGGUACCCCCCUGACAAGCUUUGACGUCAACUUGAUCGCGUCUAACGGAUCGAUGCUGGUCCAACGACUCACAGGGUCGGAUCUCACGUAUGACGUUGCUGGCUUAGACGAAUUCAAAACGUACGAGUUUCAACUCGUCGCUCGAAAUGGGAUCGGGGAGAGUGCGCCAAGUCCGAUUGCGUUCGGUCGCACGACCGCCGCGACGUCACCUACCAAGCCGCUCAACUUGACUGCCGUGAAUCGAACGGGGGGGUCGCUCUUCUUGUCGUGGCAACCACCUCAGGACUCCGGCGGGCGUCCGAUUGCAAGCUACUUUGUCUACCGCGAUACUGUCAGAGUUGGCGACUCGCAAGGCAGUACAUAUUACCUCGACCAAGCCAAUUUGCAAGCGGACACGACGUAUGCAUACUUUAUCAUUGCGUACACCAACAUUGCGUACGGCCGACAAAGCGACACAUUGGUCACGAAGACUGCAGCGGGGACGCUGCCCAACUCGUGUACGGACGUGACUGUCCAAGCCACAGGGGGGUCUCUGUCCGUGUCGUGGGUGGCACCACAGAACUCGGGCGGUGUGCCGAUCAUAUCGUACACGUCAGUGCUUCGUCUUGGCGGCAAAGAAGUUGGGCGACUGACGACAGCCAAACCCACAGCCACCUUCAGUUUGCUGCAGUUUACGACCACGUAUGUGUUUGUCGUGAAUGCCACCAACACUGUCGGGUCCGGUCCGGCCGCGCAGGCGGUGUUGAAAACGACAAACUCGAGCGUGCCUGGCGCCCCCACCAGUCCUCCCACGUUGGUGUCGGUGUUUGGAGGAAAUGCGACGCUGUCGAUGGACGUACCACCCGACACUGGCGGCGAAACCACACGCUUGAACUUUCUCGUGUACCAAAAUGGCCAACUCGUGCUCAGUGUGCCAGCGUACACUACCACGGGAACCCUUGGAUCUAUCUACGGCCUCACAGCCAACACCGUGUAUCAAAUCCGCUACGCUUGUUCCAACGUGGUUGGGGCUGGACCAUCCAGUCCAGUGUUGGAGGUGGCAACUAGUCUUCCCAACGCACCAGGGAUUAUGCGCGCCCCGACCGUCGCUGGCACGACGUCGCGUACGGUGCGCUUGAAUUGGAUUCGCCCGGUCGAUUCUGGUGGGAACGCUGUGCUUCGGUACGAAGUCGAUGCUGGUGGAUCCAGUUGGAUCUUCGUCAAUGUCACGGGGGGCGUUGUCACGUCGCUGCUACCCGAGACAGUCUACAAUGUUCGAGUGCGUGCCGUGUCGACGACAACCGUCGCCCAACCGGGUUUGUGGAGCCCAUACAUGCAGAUUUCCACGGCGCCAGCCUCCGCCGGCGUAUUUUCGUUCGGCGUGGCGAUGUCGUCGGUGCUUAAAAAUGCCUCGACCUUUGCGUUUCCGAUUUCGCGGCUCGGAGGAUCAGUUGGCGCCGUGUCGGUCACUCUGACGACGACGCGGUUGGACCUCAUUGGCACCCAGCUCGUUCUAAACCGCGACAGCCCCACUGCGAGUCGUCUGGUUGUGGACUUUGACGAUGGGGUGGUUCAAGUGAUUGUUGAGGUUGGGAUCAUCAACGAUCGAGUGUACGUGGCGGACGGUGUAUCCAUCGACUUGAAACUGGUGGACCCGACGAAUUUCGCCGUUUUGAGCAGCGACUUCAACGUGACAACCCUCGUGCUGUUGGAUGCGGGUGCCGCUGGACAGAUUAGUUUUGCCAGUGCGUCUGCCUCUGUGCUCGAAAGUGCAUCGGUGAUUGUGCUCCCCCUAACGCGGACGGGCGGGGCCAGUAGCGUCGUCCAAGUCGUAGCAAGGGCCAGUCAAAAUGCUGCCAACAGCAGCUUCUCGUCGGCGGUGAUCGGCGCCGAUUUUCGAUUGCCAUCGACACCGAUUCGUUUUGACGACGGCGAAACAAAGGCAAAUGUUUCUGUGAUCAUUCGCAACAACAACGUGUACAACUUUCCAAGUUUGACGUUUACCCUCCAGUUGGUGACGUUCUCUGGAGGCGCCAGUAUUGGAGAAAACAGUACCGUGAUCGUGACACUGUUGGAUGACGGAGACUCGUCCCCCCCUUCGGCACCGGGGCGGCCUACGCUUGCAUCCGUCACGGGUGGUGCCGUCGAGUUGUUUCUAACUGAACCGGCGAACAAGGGCUACAAAAACGCAGCUGUGGUCAUGUACUUAGUCUCGAUCGUGAAUUCGACGUCCACGACGGUGCUGUAUCCAAGCGCCAAGACAUCGUGGGUGGGUGGCUUCCUAGCCAACUCAAAUUACGCGCUGGUCGUCCAAGCUGCCAACGACGCAUUCAAUCCAAUCCGAUACGGUGCUAGUAGCCCCGUGCUGUCCUUUACGACCGGCAAUCCUUCGAUGAAUGGCCCCGCAACAUCGCUUCGCGUUGUAGCCAGCACGGGGGGGUUGUUAAGUAUGGCAUGGUCAGAUCCAGUCGACACUGGUGGCGUGCCCAUCCAACGCUAUCGAGUCAAGUGGAUCGACGGUCGAGGCAUUGUACAGACUGGCGAAACCUUGACGCCCAACUACAUUAUCUACCAACUGUGGUCGAAUACGUCGUAUACUGUGCAAGUUCAGUGCAAUAAUGGUGUCCCCAACGCUUUAACCCACGGGUGGGGACCCUACAGUCCUGCGCAAUCGUUUCAAACAAGCGAUGCGUCGCUACCUAGCGCCCCUGUUCAGUUACUACCCAGCCCUAUACGCUCAGGCGGCAGUGUCACCAUGACGUGGACUCCCCCCGACGACACUGGGGGAAUCAACAUUUCUCGAUACUUUGUGUUGAUGAAGUUGUGGAAUGAAACCAACUUCUACCUAUCCCCAAACCAAUUCCAAGUCGAGCCCACGCGGUACACAGUGUCUGGGUUGUACGCCCAGACAGCGUACAACUUUCGAGUGUUGGCGCAAAAUACCAUGGGCCAUGUCCUGUUACCCGGCUUGUUCAAUAUCAGCUCCAAGGCGUCGGUGAUUUCGGCGUCUGCUGAUGUGGGCACUUCCUGGAUCCGUCCCGGCACCGCCAUUCUGAUUGGAAACUUCUUCUUUACGACCGGCCGGACCAUGACGAGGAAUUUGAUUUCAGUCACGACGCCCCACAUGUUUGCCAGCAUCACGAACGCCAUGGGCAUGCUAGUUGGCGAGCCCAGUGCCAGCAUCAACAUGACCACGUCGUACCCAACGUUGCCGGAAGCCCCCCAAGUUCCGGUGAUUACUCGAGUGACGGGUGGUGCAGCGUACGGAUACUUGGUUUCCCCUGUUGACACCGGGGGAGUCCGCGUGAGUGGAUUUAGAGUGUACUUUACCGACUUGACGACAAACAAGGUCGUCGAGGCUGUCACAAGCAACGACGACGACGCCUCUCCAGUGGCAGGACAACCGCUGGCGAGAAACGAGACUUUCCGCAUCACUGGCCUUGAACCCCAGCACUGGUAUCGCCUUCGGGGUCUCGCCUUGAAUUCGUUUUCCACGUGCACGAAUGAAUUGGCCCCGACAAGCCCAAGCAUUGAAUUCCAGACGACCGCGGCGACAAUUCCAGACCCCCCCGAGAAUUUGGUGGUGGUGUUGGCCACGGGAGCUGGCUUCAGCUUUGGUUGGGACCCCCCCAUGGAUACAGGGGGUGUCCACAUCACCCAGUACACCCUCCAGCUGUUCAACGAAUCGACGCAAGCCUGGAAGACAGUGUAUGCCAACACGACGACCAGUUGCCGUGUGGCAAAACUGGCAACCAAGACGUGGUACCGCUGGCGCAUGCAAGCUACAAACAUCGCAGGCACGUCGAAUUACUCGCCUACGUAUUCCUUUCAAACCUCAGUGGUGAGCGCUCCUGGUCCUUGUCGUCAGCCCAAUCAGAAAGCAUUCACGGGUGGCAUGAUCUCGGUAACUUGGGACCCUCCAGACGACAAUGGCGGGUCGGACAUUGUGUCGUAUAUUUUGGAGUACUACAACCAAGUUGGCGGUCCGUCGCUGAGAGUGGUGUCGAAAUCCACGAGCGCGAACGUGUUUGGCCUCCGCGCCAGUACGUCGUACACGAUGAAAGUCACGGCCGUGAACCGCAUUGGGGCCGGGGAAUCAGGCGCGGAAGGAACACUGUCCACCGGACCUCCGUCCCCGCCCGAAGUGCCGGAACCGCCUGUGAUUACAGAGUCGUCGGGAGGGGCGCUCAAGAUUUCGAUGAAGGCCCCCUUGGACAUUGGGGGCGUCGAUCCUGCCUCGUUGUUUUACGAGAUCUACGCCAAUGGCUACCUCGUGCUCAACAUUUCGUACGCCGAACUCAUCGUUGCGGACCAACAGUCGUCGGGCGGCACUAGUCAACGUCGGCUGCAAAGUCAAAGCAACGGCGUGACGGUGGGAGGGUUGGAUUCAAACACAAAGUACCAAAUCAGCGUGGCAGCGUCCAGUCCGGCAGGGUCGAGUCCCAAGUCGAUCCAGCAUGAAAUGGCCACAUCGUCGGAGACGGUCCCCGGUGCUCCCGCGGCUCCUUAUGUGAUUCAAGCAAACGGGGGAUCGCUAGUCAUCGGGUGGACUUCUCCAGCAGAUGAAGGCGGGGCUUCUGUCAGCUUGUUCCAGUUGUAUAUCGGGUCGAACGCAUCCACACCCGCGUGCGAAGGACUUGUGUGGCAAUGCACUGUCACAGGCCUCAUGUCAAAUUCGGCGUUUGAGUUCUACGUUGUCGCGCAAAACAGCAUUGGUGCUUCGUCUCCAAGUGGUAUUCUGCAAGCGAAGACGUCGCUACUCUCAGCGCUGGGGGCUCCUCAGGCGUUGCGUUUGGUGUCACUCACAGCGGAUGGCCACGGGGCAUCCAUUGCGUGGUCGCCACCUCUAGACACUGGCGGGUUGCUGGUGUCGGGGUACACUUGCACAGCGGAACACACUGUCGACCACACGACUGUCAGCGUCACAGUGCCAACAACAAGUGCACAGUUAUUGCAGCUGGCUCCUGCCGCCGCUUAUACUGUCACGUGUAUCACGACAAACAUCCAAUUUGAUAAAAGCACGCCGAGUGGUAUCGUGACGUUUACCACUCCUUCCGGCAACGGGUCGCCCAGCGCCCCCAUCGUCACAUGCGUGAGCAAGUCGGCGUUGAGUUUGCAGUGGCAGCCGAUUGCUGAAGCUGCGAGCUACACAUUGUAUCGCAAUGGGGCGUUGAUUUAUGCAGGACAAGCUACGGCAUUUUGGGACUCGGAUCUAGCUGACUCGACGAGUUAUUCGUACGACUUGAGUUACCUGACAACAGGUCAUGUUGAGAGCGCAAAAACCAGCUCAGUGUUCGCAACUGGGACCAAUUUGACUCCGACCUGUACCAGCCAAUCUGGGUACAUCAACCAAGGAACGUAUCACCCCAGUGCGAGACAAUCGUGGAUGAUCACGCCCGCGAGCGGUGUCUUCAAUUCGAUCUUGCUUCAAUUUUCGCGCUUUAACGUGGAGUGCGACCACGAUGUGGUCACGGUGGAGCAUUUCCCUUACGACGGAACGUCCGUCUUGUGGUCUGGCGGAUGUACACGGGCCAACACGUUCUCGCUGUACAGCGCCCAGCCCAAUGCCUCGCUGAAAAUCACCCUCGCCUCCGACCCGUCGGUCCAAAACAGUGGCUUUGAGCUCAUGUACAGCGUGGACGCUGACCCUCCCUCGUCCGUGUUCCCGUCGUGUCCGCAAAAGUCGGGCCAAAACGUUUGUAGCAAUCAUGGCGUGUGUACUUCCACAGGCGAAUGCAAUUGCAAUCUAGGGUUCACCGGAGAGGACUGCAGCAAUUACGUCAUUUGCUGCACGGAUCCAACCGUGUGCCACGAUCAAGUGUGUGAUAUGCGACCCCAGGAUAUCAUUUUGGUGUCGACCACUUCGGGCGACGAUGUCGAAGGCACGGGGGAACUCAUGGGCGUCGGAGAUGUCGGCGGAACCGCCCCUAAACCAUUUGCCACGUUGACGAGAGCAAUGCGUGCUGCGACGAAUGCCAGUGUCAUUCUAUUGUACCCUGGCGUGUACUCCGACAUUGGAGAUUGCUCGUUGUCAUUUGCACAGCAACAAGUGGACAUCCGGGGAUUCUUGGGGUCGAACUAUGUUACAUUGAAUUGUUCCACGUCUGGAAUGAUUAUGGAAGCUUGCAAUGCCAGUGUUCGAGGACUCACGGUCCAGAAUAUCCAAUCGGGUUCGUCUGGGGCGGCCUUUCACGUGCACCAAACUGAGCUGUCGUUGAGAGACGUGCAGGUUCGCAAUUGCCGAAGCAGUGCAGACGGCGGUGGCAUCUAUUCCGAUCAAUCUGCGAUCACCAUGACUAGCUCUAGCAUCACCAAUUGCUCUGCGCUCCACGGUGGCGGCAUAUUCGCGACGACCAGUCAACUUUCGCUCGCGUCGACCUUCAUUUCUUCCAACCGUGCAACCGACGGGGCAGGGGUGUACGUCACAGGAACGUCCGAAGUACGUGGCGACGGAGCUAUCAUUGCAGGCAACAUGGCAAACAAUAUUGGCGGUGGCGUCGUUGCUCAUGGGGUUGCGAUUGUGUCUGGAGUCACAAUUGCGUCCAAUUCGGCCACAUUUGGGGGCGGCGUGAGCUUGGACGGCCAAAUGGAUCUGGGUCAAGUCUUGGUGGACUCGAACCGUGCGAGUCGCUUCGGCGGCGGUGUCUACACCCUUGCCGAACUGGUGUUAACCGCGACGGACGUGGUGGUCUCCAACAACGCAGCGGUGGAGCGCGGCGGGGGGCUGUAUCUUCACAACACCACAUGCUCCAUCGUAGGGAGUGGCUGCUUGUUUCAAAGCAACGCGGCUCAAGAUGGCGGUGGGGCGUACGUGGAUGCUUCACGUGCAUCGUGGGACCAUGUUGUGUUUAAUGCUUGCAACGCCACGACGACGGGCGGAGGUGGCAUCGCAACGUUUCAGAGUGACCUCUUCGUUUCCCACUCGACUGUGGACGGCAAUUUCGCUCGUCUGGGGGGAGGGAUGUGUGCAUCCGGGGGCUCGAAAGUGACGCUGGUGGAAGUGGACAUUGUGAACAACAUGGCGAGAUUUGGUGGCGGGAUGGCCAUCGACCGAUCGGAAGUCGUCGGAGGGGUCCUUCGCGACAACCUCGCAACUGAAGGCGGUGGUGGCAUCUUUCUCAGCGACGGCAUGCUCUCGGCCGCCAACAUUGACUCGUCCGCCACUUUGGGGCACGGGGGUGGCGUUUAUGUUACUGAAAGCGCCUUCAACUCACUCACCAAUGUUCACGUGACCGAGGCGACGAGCAGCGGCAACGGAGGCGGCAUGUAUUGCGAAAACUCUAGCGUGGCCCUGACCAACGUGAGUUUUGUUCGGAACAACGCCAGUCAACACGGCGGUGGUGUCUUUUUACAAGAGACGACAUUGACUGGACGGUGUUACGCCACAAACUGCACCGCCGCAUUGUCGGGCGGCGGGCUUAGCAUUGCAGGCGCCGUGGGCAUCGACGCAGUAUACAUUGCGUUUUCAACAUCCAUUCUUGGGGGCGGCUUUUCCGCCAUCGACGCCAUCUUUGUGGUCCACCAUGCAACGCUUGAGGCGAACGAGGCGCGUCAGAAUGGCGGCGGCGGCUUUAUCCGCAACUCCCAAGGAGUCCUGGACGAUUGGACAGUUCGAAGUAACGAGGCGGGAGUGCUGGGCGGUGGAUUGAUGGUUGCAAACUCCAACGUCCAGCACAACCAAGUGUUGGUGGCGGAUAACCAAGCCACCGAGUUGGGUGGGGGGAUUUAUGUGGACGGAAGUGAAUUCCAACCUGUGACUCCAGGAACGUUGUCCAUCGUACAAGGCAACAAUGCGUACCGAGGUGGGAACAUCGCGUUGGCCGGGGAGUCGGAAUUGGUUGGACUGAACGCGACAAACGGGCUGGCAGCGUACGGAGGUGGCAUCUACGUUGCCAACGCGACGUGCCAGGUGGAAGGACUGGUCGUUCUGGCCAACACCGCUUUCAACAACGGCGGGGGGUUCUUUAUCCAGUCGUCGACGUGUUCCGUGUCGAACACUCUCGUGCGACGCAACGGCGCCGUGUACGGGGGUGGCGUGGUCGUGUCCGAUGGCCUGGUGCAGCACUCGAACACAACGAUCGUUCAAAACGUGGCAGGAUCUGCUGGAGGGUUGUUCCUCGACGGGUUGUCCACAUUUCACUUGACUGACGAUCAAGCAGGCAUCUCGACCACGAUAUCUGACAACCAAGUGUGCGCGACCAAAUGUGGCAACGGAGGCAACAUUGGGGUCUUUGAGUACUCGGACGCGAGCCUGUCGGGGCUCGUCGUGUCGAAAGGAUCGAGUGAAUAUGGAGGCGCGAUGUUUGUCUAUUUUGGCAGUUCGGCAGUCGUGACCGACUCGAGUUUCGAGAACAACGUGGCCAACUUUGGCGGCGCUUUUUCCGCGUACGAGCGGACCAACACUUCGUUUGUCAAUUGCUCGUUCGAGGACAAUUCGGCCAGGACUAGCGGCGGCGCCGUGUAUAUGCCGUUUCCGAUCAAUUGGGAUGAAUCCAGCGCCGUGAGCUUGUUCCAAAGCCGAUUGGCGAGAAACAAGGCACUUAAUGGCAUGGGGGGGGCUAUUUGCAUCCGCAACGUUAUCCUCGUUGCUGACCAAGUUGUUUUGGAGUUCAAUCAAGCGAUCGGGAGUGACGGUGGUGCCCUGUAUGCAACCGGAGGGUCGGACGUUACGUUUCGACGUAGCCGCCUGGUACAGAACACUGUCACACCAGGACACAGCGGAGGGGCGAUAUCUGUAACAGGACAAAGCAAGAUUCUGAUGGCGGACUCGCACGUCGAAGGGUCUGCGUUAUCAAGUGAAAACUCAGCGUCGGAUGGGGGGUUGAUCAACAUCGAGCAAGCCAGCACGGCAGUCGUGAUGGUGAGAACCUCCCUCGACGUCGGCUACGCUGAUUUCGGCGGCGGCGUAUUCAUCAGCGACGGUCGACUGGACAUGACGGACUCGACAAUUUCGAAUUGCAAAUCGUGGCAAUUUGGCGGCGCACUGUAUUUAACGUCGACCGCGACGGUGGUGCUAUCGAAUUCGUCCAUCCUCACCAGCGACGCCAUGUACAGCGGCGGUGGCGUCUACGUUGAAGCCCAAUCGACGUUCACAGCUAUCUCGUCCACGCUCGAAAACAACUAUGCCGACGAUCAAGGGGGCGGCAUUUUCGUGGCGAUUGGAAGUGGCAACGUGUGCGUUUUGACUGGGUGCUCCGUCCGUCAUAACAUUGCCAGCGGGCUCGGUUCAGCUGUGUUUGGCAGCCGGGACAGCCAAUUGGUUGCCACCAACACGCUAUUCGAAGCCAAUGGCGGCGCCACGUUUUACGGAACCAGUGAAGGCGGCCCGUUGUACUUUGAGUCGAGCUUUGCAACGUUGAGCGAUUGCACGAUUGCUGGCAACAUUGCGUCCAACGGAGGUGCGCUGCAGAUUCAAAACACGGCCGACGUGGCAGUCCUGCGAUGCGAGUUUUGGAACAACACGGCGCUGGCGAGUGGGGGCGCUAUGUAUCAAAAGAACGGCGUCACAACUGUCGCGAAUACAUCGUUCCAGUACAACGUCGCUCCCAGCGGCGGCGCCAUCUACUUGGACGAGUCGUCUGUAUCGACGUGGACCAACGUGUCGUUGAAUGCAAAUACAGCGGAUAGCGGUGGGGGCGCUUAUAUUGGCGGGAGUUCCAAGGUCACGUAUCAUGGAGGACAAAUGACAAGCAACCGAGCCAAUUUGGGUGGAGGAAUCUUUGCGAGUGAAAACGCCGUAUUCCUGGCCAGCAGCAUUCAAACUCGAGCCAACGUGGCGCUGCAAAGUGGCGGCGCAUUUUACCUGAACGACACAGUGAAUGUAAACCACACGGAGCUCGAGUUUGUUGCCAACGCCGCCCCGCUGGGCCGCGACGUGUUUUGGCGCUACGUCCAAACAUCUCCUAGCUACGCGUGCGCCAAGAAUUGCACGUUUGACAGAACCUCAGCCGAGCCAGCCAUUGCCACGGACCCCAUGGCCAUUCGACUGGGCUGGUGGCCUCCAUAUGCCACCAGUGGCGUGCCCAUGACUUCGUCGAGCCUAGAAAACGUCACAUUGGUGUGGGACAACGCGACCAACUCGAGCGUACCGUGGCCGACCGUCCUCGUGGUGGAUUUCUACGGUCACCGCAGCAUUCUGGACAACUCGACUGUGUGCCGCGUAUACAAGAAAGCAUCCGAGCUCGUGAAGAUCAUGUUUCUGCCCAACUCCCAAGUGGCGUCCAGGUUGGGCUUUGUGAGCUUUCAAAACGCCGAAGUGCAGACCGACCCGAAGGAAGCGCCGUUCGAAAUGACGGUUGAAUGCCGACUGUACAACCACCAAACUCGAGCUCUCGAUUUGAACAUCAAAGUGCAGCCGUGCGACCCUGGCUACAUGCUCCAAACCCAGAAAUGCGUCCAGUGUGCUCAAGGAACAUUCAGUUUGGACGGGUUGACCUGUCAUUCGUGUCCGUUGGGGGCGAAUUGCGAAACGAUUCAAACCGUGGGCACAGGACAGUUGACGAGCGGUGUGGCGUUCCCGUCCACCCAGCAGGGCUACUUUUUGGCCGACGCCCCGCCCACAACCGUUCAAAAGCUGUGCGACAUUGCCCAGUACUUUCCGUCGGGGGAUCCGUGUCCUGGAGGCACCGAUGCCGACCGCCUCGAUCGCAUGCGGCGGUGCAUGAACGACACCAAUUUCAAGCUGCAUUGGGACGAAAAUCGCAUCUUCACGUGCUCGUCAGGGUUUAUGUUUUACUCAUGUCCCGUGACGGAGGCAUGCAAGGGCAGCAUCUCCAAGUCCGAAGUGACGACGCACCUCGGCCACGUGUGCCAAGAAGGCUACACAAGUCCGUUGUGCGGGUCGUGCGAAGCGGGCUAUCAAAAGAUGGACGACGGCACGUGUAUUCCAUGCGACGACGUGUCUCGAAGUGCAUUUUAUGGCUACGUGACGAUUCCGAUUCUGAUGGUCGUGGUGGGACUGUACGCCAUCGCCCUGUACUUGCACAAAGACACUGACAAGAUGCUCAUGGCCCAAGCCCGAGCGGCCACGGAACACAAGACGUUUGUGCCUCCGCUGUCAACGUCAAAGCUGAAACCUGCGAUACGGCGCGUGGAAAAGACUGUGCAUCGAACGUGGAAGCGACUUACAGCGUUCGUUAAGGCGCGCCCGUUCAAGAAGAAAUUGUCGAAAAAUCUGUUUGGGAUCCAGCGCAUGGCGCUGCCCACGGUGGGCUUUAAUGCCGAAAAGUUCAAGAUCCUGCUCUCGUUUUUCCAAAUCUUCUCGAAUCUGAAAGACACGUACCAAAUCGCGUGGCCCAAAGACGUGGCGAAUCUCAUGGCGGCCGUGUCCAAGUUCAACUUUGGCUUUAUGAGCAUCCCCCACUUGGAUUGUAUGAUCGCGUUCAAUUACUAUAGCGACUUUCGGCUGACGCUGGCCACGGCAGCCGUGUCGUUUGCCGCGUUGUACCUGGCGUUUCGGUGGGGGGUGUUUGUGUACAAGCGCAAGCUGCACAAGAUUCCGCGCCUCUGCACCGAGUGCGGCCUCCCCAACACUGAAAUUUCCACGGGCACUCGGAUUUCGGCGAUGCGUCAGUUUGCCAUGGAAAUCGAGCGCGAUCGGCACACAUCCAAGCUGAAAAAGAUCCUGUCGAGGCUCUUGUUGAGCAUUGAAAAGGACGAAGUCAAGAACGCCAUGCCCACCUACACGUCCAAGCACUCGACGUGUCCGACCUCCCAACGCGUCACCGACGAUGCUCUACGACGUAAGAUCGUCCACACCAACAUCCAGCUGUGGCAAGCGCGCGUCAAGUUGCGCUUUAACUUUCGAACGUACUCGGACAAGUGCAUGAAGAUCUUCUUUUGGCUGGCGCUGUUUAUGUAUCCGUCCGUGAGCCAGAAAGUGCUCAACAUGUUCAACUGCGCCCAAGUGGGCCUGGGGUCGUUCUUGGUGUCCGACAUGACACUGCAGUGCACCGACGGGUACUGGUACUCGCACGCGAUUGUAGCCGUGGUUGGCAUUGUCGUGUGGGUGUUUGGGGUGCCGUUCUACUGCUGGUCGAUUUUGUUUCAAGAACGAAUGGCGGGGGUGCGUCUCCGCAUGCGCCUGCUCAAAGACAACAAGCACGAAGUCCUUCGUCAAAAGUGGAUUGCCAAAAUGAAAGACGAUUACAAAGCCAGCGGCAAGUACUGGCACAACAACUACGACUCGUUUGUCAACAUGCUCCUUCCCGAGUACAUGAAGAAGCGUAAUAUGGAGCUACCCAGCACCAUUGCGCGCGUCGGGUUCAUCUACGCAGCAUACCAAGACUCGUUUUGGUUUUUUGAAAUCGUCGACUUGAUCAGAAAACUGCUCUUGAAUGGCGUCUUGUCCUUUGCCGAACGCGGGUCCGUCAACCAAAUCGUCAUUGGCAUGAUGAUCAUCUUUGCCUACAUGGCCAUCCUCUUGGCCGUGCAGCCGUAUAAGAACCGGUCUAACACGCUCGUGGCGUCCAUGGCCCAGCUUCAAUUGUUUGUGACGCUGUUUGCGGGGCUGUUGAUUAAAAUGAACGUCGGGAAAGCGCAGUCGCUCGACAUGUCAACGAUCAGCUCCGUGAUCAUCGUCACCAACAUCGCGGCCAUUUCCAUCACGUUGAUCGAAGCCGUGCGCGAAAAGUACUUGGAGCGCAAACGCUUCAAGCAGAUUCGCAAGCGAAAGUACCAAAAUGACCUGCGCUACCACGUGCAACGCUUGUGGUGGCGCGCAAUGACGUAUGCCGUGGCCGAAGUGUAUUUGCAGCGACGUCACGACGAUCCAUCCGAGGAUGUGCUGCUGCCGUCAUUCCGAGUCGUGCUGGAGCUCGCGAGGCGUCAAAGGGCAGCGACCGACCGCCAAGUCGUCAACUCACCACCCCCUGACGAAGCCCCCGUUGUGCCCAUCAUCGAUGCGAACGACGUACUGGUGGUGACUUCCACCGAGUCCAAGCAACCGAUUGAGUAAUUGAUACAUGCAGCACUAUGAAUACACUACUAGUACGUAGUUCGUACAUGGUGAUGCCUUGUCAAAGUCUAAGUAUAAAAUAAUACUAUAUAUUUUUGAGAGACAAA